UCCAUUAUCAUACUAAUGAGGCGGCUGAAGGCAGCAGCAGGCCGGCGGCCGGCCGAUCCUGCCAAUGGGCUGGGGUCAAGCCCGGUCGGGCCGGCCGGCCGGCGCCAGCCUGCCCCACUGACCUCCACUCGACUUUACCCCUCCGCUGUUCCCCUCUGUCCCCGCAGGAAGGCGACGCGACAGGUGGUUGACUCAUGGCUGGUGUCGCACGCUACUCCCGGCUCCGGCCAGUCCAGCUCGGACCUGCUGCUGGGGUCCCCCACGGGGCCGGCGCCCGGCGCGCAGGUCGCGGGUGGUGGCGGCGGCGGCGGCAUGGCCCCGGGUGGCUGCUCGGGCUCGGCGGCGGCGAUGCCGGCCGGCGCGGCCGCCUCCCGCAGCGGCUCCGGCGCCACCACGCCCGUGCGCAAGAUCUCGGCGCACGAGUUCGAGCGCGGCGGCCUGCUCAAGCCCAUCGUCAACACGAUUGACGGCACGCCCACCUUCCUGUCCGUGGGCCCCGCGCACGGCGCCGAGGGCGGCGAGUGCGGCGCGGCGCCGGGCACCCCGCUCCUGUCCAGCCACGGCCGGACGCAGCGCCUGUCGAGGAACGAGCUCCGGCACCUGGACGAGAAGGAGCUCAUCUUCGAACUGGUCAAGGAUAUAUGCAACGAGCUGGAUGUGAGGUCACUGUGCCACAAGAUCCUGCAGAAUGUGUCCAUGCUGCUCCGCGCCGACCGCGGCUCCCUCUUCCUCGUGCAGCCAGCCCGCGGCAGCGGCCCACAGGGUGGCGCCAACGGCCCGGUGCCUACCGCCUGCGGUGACAACUCCCCGUCGACGCCCAGGCGCCGUAUGCUGGUCUCCAAACUGUUUGACGUCUGCUCGCGCUCGACCCUCGCGGAGAUGGAAAAGAAGGAGGAGAUCCGCAUCACCUGGGGGACAGGCAUCGUCGGCUUUGUGGCUGAGAGCGGGGAGCCCGUCAAUAUACCCGAUGCCUACAAGGAUGAAAGAUUUAACCGUGAAAUCGAUGCUAGCACGGGGUAUACAACAAAAACUCUGCUCUGUAUGCCCAUAAAAGAUACAAAUGGAGAUGUGAUUGGUGUUGCGCAGGUGAUAAACAAGGAAAUGGAGAAGGGUAAAAUCUCUUGUUUUUCAUCAAGUGAUGAAAAAGUUUUUGCAAGUUAUUUACAGUUUUGUGGUAUUGGAUUGAGAAAUGCCCAGCUUUAUGAAAAAAGUCAACUUGAAGUCAAACGAAAUCAAGUAUUGCUAGAUUUAGCACGGAUGAUAUUCGAAGAACAAAGUACAAUAGAACACAUGGUUUAUCGAAUAUUGACCCAUACUCAAUCUCUUAUUCAGUGUCAGAGAGUACAGGUUCUUCUUCUACAUCAAGCCUCAAAAGGCAGCUUUUCUCGAGUCUUUGAUUUUGAAUCCAGUGAUUUGACCCGAGAGGAAAAUGAUCCUCGAACAAGCCCUUUUGAGAGUCGUUUUCCGAUUAAUGUUGGUAUAACUGGUUAUGUUGCCACUACAGGAGAGACAGUAAACAUUCCUAAUGCUUACGAAGAUGAACGAUUUGACCAUUCUGUUGAUGAUGGAAUAGCAUUUAAGCACAAGAGUAUUCUCUGUAUGGCAAUUAAAAACUCAUCUGGACAAAUAAUUGGAGUAAUUCAGCUGAUAAAUAAAUUCAAUGACUUACCAUUCACAAAAAAUGAUGAAAAUUUUGUGGAAGCUUUUGCUAUUUUUUGUGGAAUGGGAAUACAUAACACACAUAUGUAUGAGAAAGCAAUCAUUGCUAUGGCAAAACAGAGUGUAACCUUGGAUGUGCUGAGCUAUCAUGCAUCUGCAUCUCUGGAUGAUGCAAGAAGAUUACAGCGCCAAGUUGUUCCAUCAGCCCAGAAGUUUCAGCUCCAUGACUUCAAGUUUGAUGACAUCAAUAUGACUCAGGAUGAAACACUCAAAGCGUGUUUACGGAUGUUCCUAGAUCUUGAUUUUGUCAAUAGAUUUCAUAUUGAUUAUGAAGUGCUCUGCCGCUGGCUUCUUAGUGUGAGAAAGAAUUAUCGUAAUGUUACAUAUCAUAAUUGGCGUCAUGCAUUCAAUGUUGCCCAAAUGAUGUUUGCAAUAAUAACUGCAACACAAUGGUGGAAAAUAUUUGGAGACAUUGAAUGUUUGGCACUUAUCAUAGCAUGUCUAUGCCAUGAUCUAGACCAUAGAGGAACAAAUAACUCAUUUCAAAUUAAGGCUUCUUCUCCUCUGGCACAGUUGUACUCCACUUCAACAAUGGAACACCACCAUUUUGACCAGUGUAUUAUGAUUCUCAACAGCCAGGGAAACCAGAUAUUGGGUAACUUGUCUCCUGAUGAAUAUUCGCGAGUAAUCAAGGUAUUGGAAGAUGCUAUUUUAUCCACUGACCUUGCUGUUUACUUCAGAAAAAGGGGUGCAUUUUUCAAUUUGGUGCGAACGUCAUCUUAUAAUUGGUCGAGAGAAGACCACAGAGAAUUAUUACGAGGCAUGACAAUGACAGUAUGUGAUUUAGCGGCCAUCACCAAACCAUGGGAUGUGGAGAAGAGGGUGGCUGAACUAGUAACAAGUGAAUUUUUUGAACAAGGCGAUAUUGAAAGAAAAGAACUUCACAUUACGCCCAUUGACAUAAUGAACAGAGAGAAAGAAGAUCAACUUCCACUAAUGCAAGUUGGUUUCAUUGACUCAAUUUGUCUACCAAUAUAUGAGUCAUUUGCUGUUCUGUCAGACAAAUUAGAGCCAUUGGUGGACGGAGUUCGAAACAAUAAACAAAUGUGGCUGCAGAUGGCUGAUGAAGAUAAUCCUGACGAAGUUAAAGAAAAUGAACAAGAAAAUUAGAGGGGAAAAAAGACUGUAGGACUGUGCCUACUCACAGAUAGGAGACUGCUUGGGGAGCAAGACUAUAUCCAGAAGAAUCUAACAGUUAUUCUCUACUUUGUUGUACAACACAGUAGCCCUCCACCUGCAACACCAAGUUAACCUUGUGGGUUGUCAUGUUUUCCCAUGUAAUAUUUUAUAGUGUACCAAUUUUUCUAAACUUCAAAUUGAAUUAAUAUUGUCAAGUAGCCUAAAGUCAGAAGUUACUUGGAAACCUAUAGCAUGUAAGUAUAGAACAUGGGUAGCGCUGCUUCAGUGCUUCAGUAUUCCUAUCCAUAUAUCUUCAUCAUUAAUUUCAAUGACAAUUUUCUAAAUCAAAUUAAGGACGAGUCAAUCAAUCAUACUACUGCUUCUGUGCUUAACUGUACUAAAAGCUGAGAUAAGAAAUCCUUGGAUGAAUACAUUCUUUCAUCAGAGACCAAAUAAUAGUAAAUUGUAUGUUUUCUCAAUUUGUAAAUAUAUUUUUUUAGGAAAUAUUAGAUAAAGCAGAGGUAGAUGUGAAUUGUAUUUAUGUUAUUAAACAAAGAAUUUGGAGAGUACAAAGUAUACUUAAGAUAUAUGUUGAAAGUCCUUACAUUUUUGGCAUGCUUAAAUUAUCACCCUUAUUUAUAUAGUUAUGGAACUCUAUGUUGAGUUAAUAACUUUUAAGCAUUUCAAGUGCAUUAAGAAUAAACUUUCCUCGGGGAAAACCCCACAGUUCAUGUGUUUCCCUUCUAAAUCAAAAGUGUUAUCAGAGAAAUGGUUACCAAUAUGUUCAUUAAUGCCAAAAUACAAGUAUAAAUUUUCCAUGCCCAUUUUGUGUAACCAAAAUAUAUGUGUGGUGUAUUUAGUCUCAAGAAGAUAAAGUGGAAGCUUGUUUUUAGUUUGAUUUCCAAAAUCACCCAAAGCACAAAUUGAUUGCAGUGAAACAAAUAAAUAGUGAACUUUAGCUUUGACUUCAUGAGGUUAAAUCCACUCAUCAUAUAGGUUGUUGAGUAGCUGAUUAAGGUAAUAAUUAAAGAAUGUGUCUGGCAGUUUAUCAUCAUUUAUUUCAUUCAUCAUGUGUACAUAUUUAUUUUUCUGAAUAAUUAGAAUCAAUUCUACUGUGAUUUCAAAAGCUUUUUACCUACUUGAUCUUAGAUGUUGUCUGUGAUAAAAUAUGACAUGUUGCUUGUGUUUAUGUCUGGAGUCUCAUUUCCUAUGUGUGAAACUAUGCCAUUAUUGUAGUCCCUAUGCACAGGGAAAUUCCCCCCCCCCUUUUCCCCCCGAAAAAAUCACUGACACUGUCAAUAUCGAAAGUUAACAGCUAUGUAAGAUAUCGAUUUCCGUUCAGCAACUGUGUACAACUGUGUACUAGGGUUGACAUUUUACUGUUUCUGACUUUUCUAGCAAAGAACAAAUGCAUGCACUCAAAAUGUUAAAAUUAAAUUGGAAGUAUUCACUUACCAAGUAUAUCCUCAAGAUUAGGACUGCUGAUGUCAGUGUGGCAGCUCAUCCUAUCCAUAUUCUGUCCCGUGCAUUCUGUGAUUAUAAAAAUGUUGGAUAUGUGAAACACAAGUAGUGCUUAUUAAGUAAGUCAAAAGAAAUUUAAGUAAAUCAGUAUUGCCUAGAGAGUUAUAAGAAAGGAUUUUUUAAGAAGGUACAGUGCGUUAAUAACUUAACUACUGUUGUGAAAAGAAGGUAAAACGAAUUCAAUAAAAUUGAAUUAUUGACAGAAGAAUAAAUAUAGACUGCUAAAGCA
This is a messenger RNA of Frankliniella occidentalis (western flower thrips), 4588 nucleotides long. It is a transcript of the gene Pde11, whose product is annotated as dual 3',5'-cyclic-AMP and -GMP phosphodiesterase 11. Lineage: Eukaryota; Metazoa; Arthropoda; Insecta; Thysanoptera; Thripidae. Gene Ontology annotation, biological process: signal transduction. The record is from RefSeq and is a predicted model, not a curated record. The transcript has 19 exons. Gene Ontology annotation, molecular function: protein binding; 3',5'-cyclic-GMP phosphodiesterase activity; 3',5'-cyclic-AMP phosphodiesterase activity. Bases 16 to 2829 code for a protein of 937 amino acids.